GGCCGAGUUAGAUUCAUAUCCGAUCAUGAUGCCUCAUGAAAAUAAGAAAAAGCUUCACUAGAAACCACAUCGACACCAGCAUUCACAGCACAAGGACAUGGCCUCCAAUGUGGAAAGGCAACUGGUCGUUUUUGACUUUGACUGGUCUAUGGCUGACCAGGAUACCGAUCGAUGGAUUUUUGAAGUCCUUGCGCCAGAUAUUCGCAGAAAAAUGAAAACUCUCAAGGAUGACAUCCAGUGGACUGACUUAAUUGCUCAGUCGCUGGAAGAACUUCACGGUCGCGGGGCGACAAGAGAACAGAUAGAACACACUCUCAAGAUAAUGCCCUUUCACCCUGCAAUGGUUCGAGGUGUAACAAAGCUCAAGGAAGCUUCGAAUCCCACAACAACAUUCUUCUGUCUAUCAAAUGCCAACUCCGUUUUCAUAUCCACGAUCCUCGAGUCUAAAGGUCUCCAGGAUCUCUUUGAAGAGAUCGUUACAAAUCCAGCCCACUUUGAGCCGUCAGGCCUUCUCAAACUUCGUAGAAGAGUAGACCCUGCCGGCCCACAGCACACCUGCCAAGUUGGCUGCAGUCCCAACAUGUGCAAAGGCGAGGAACUGGAAGCCUUCCUGAAAAGACAUCAGCCUGGCUUUGACCGCAUCAUCUACGUGGGUGAUGGAACUAAUGACUUCUGCCCUGUAUUACGAUUAAGAAGGCAACGCUUUCCCCUAAGUCUUGCUGUGUUUGAUCUGAUAAUUUCUUCUUCUUCUUUUCGUCUUCCCAGUCAAGAUAUGGUUCUUUGUAGACGUUUCCGUGGCCUAGAACGCCGCAUUGCGAAAGAAGGGGAGGUGGAAGGACUCAAAUGUCAAGUAAAAUAUUGGGCUGGUGCUUGGGAAGUUGAAGAAAUAUUUGGGAAUUUGUAAUUCAAGGACCACCUUACCAACGUUUCGACAUCAAUGUUUCCCUCUAUAGUUGGAU
This is a messenger RNA of Serpula lacrymans var. lacrymans S7.9, 959 nucleotides long. RefSeq lists its product as uncharacterized. Gene Ontology annotation, molecular function: phosphatase activity. The coding region runs from base 98 to 904 and encodes 268 amino acids. The transcript has 6 exons. Lineage: Eukaryota; Fungi; Basidiomycota; Agaricomycetes; Boletales; Serpulaceae. The record is from RefSeq and is a predicted model, not a curated record.